Molecule: messenger RNA, 849 nt
Organism: Daldinia caldariorum
Lineage: Eukaryota; Fungi; Ascomycota; Sordariomycetes; Xylariales; Hypoxylaceae
Exons: 4
Coding region: 1-849 (282 amino acids)
Biological process (GO): membrane organization; endoplasmic reticulum tubular network organization
Cellular component (GO): membrane; endoplasmic reticulum
Source: RefSeq, a predicted model, not a curated record
AUGGCUCCUCCGCCCUCUGCGAGCUUACCUCUCGGCGACAGGAUUAUAGCUCUCGCCAAAACUUUACAAUUUGCCUGGUUUAGCGGACACCUCGUACUCCUCUUGUGUAUCACCCGAUACUUCUUCAGUUUCAUUUCCUUUAACUCUACAUCACGCUGGGCUCGAUUUUCCUAUCGUACGGCCUUCAUCUCGGCCGCCGUGACGUAUGGAAUCGUUGUUUACAAGACAUGGCGAGCUCGACAGAAGGUUGGAGCCAAGAAUCCAGGAAUUUUAGGUCUUCUCUCCGAUGAGAACGUCCAAUAUCUCGCCAUGGCACUUGUAUGGCUACUAUCUCCUCAGUAUGCCUUUGCCCUGUUUCCUUAUGGGAUAUAUUCCGUAUUCCAUGUCGCAACCUACACGCGCAACAAUGUUAUCCCUACCAUCCAACCCAAUAAGGCGCCUGCUGGUGCCUCUCCUGGUACCAAGUCGCAGUAUGCCAACCCUCUGGCCGAGGCUAUUGGGACUUUCGUGAAGCAAUACUAUGACAUGUCCAUGUCUAUAGUUUCAAGCCUAGAGAUUCUACUUUGGUUCCGAUUGUUCCUAUCAGCUAUCUUCUUCCAGCGUGGUUCCUGGAUCCUCAUCAUCAUCUACACCGUCUUCCUCCGAACUCGCUUUGCACAAAGCACCCAUGUGCAAGAUUCCUUUAGAAACCUCGAAUCACGAUUGGACUCCUUGGUUGGCGCCCAGGGUAACCCCCCAGCUCUGCGCUCUGUUUGGGAAGGCGUUAAGAAUGGCACGCGCCAGUUCCAUGAUAUUACGGACCUAGGCAAAUAUGCAAACGGCUCUGCGGUUCCCAAGAAGACUUCCUAA